AUGGGGCACACGCACAGAGAAAAAUCAAAAGACCGAAGAGAUAAGAGAUUGCAACAGAUAUCUCUUAUGAGAACCAUUCCUUAUUCUGAUCACCAGAGGUGGUGGUCUAAAGAAACUGUUGCUGUGGUUACCGGUGGAAACAGAGGAAUAGGGUUUGACAUUUGUAGACAACUUGCUGAUCAUGGAGUUACUGUUGUACUGACAUCAAGAGACACAGGUGUAGGUGUUGAAUCAGCUAAGGUCUUGCAAGAAGGUGGUCUCACUGAGGUGGCUUGUCAUCAACUUGAUAUAUUGGAUCCCUCAUCCAUCAACCAAUUUGCUGAGUGGUUGAAGGAAAAUUAUGGUGGUUUAGACAUUCUGGUAAAUAAUGCUGGUGUUAGUCUCAAUCAAGAUAACAAUUAUCAAUAUGAAAAUGCUCGGAAAGUUAUUGAAACAAAUUAUUAUGGCACUAAGAGAAUGAUUGAAGCUAUGAUUCCAUUGAUGAAACCAUCUGCUGCAGGUGCCCGUAUUGUAAAUGUCACCUCUCGCUUAGGUCGUUUAAAUGGUAAACGAAAUAGAUUAGAAAAUGAUGCAUUGAGGGAGCAACUAAGUGAUGAGGAAUCCCUCACAGAGGAACUAAUUGAUGGAAUGGUAUCUACUUUUCUACAACAAAUAGAGGAUAACAAUUGGAGAUCAGAAGGGUGGCCUCAGAAGUACACUGACUACUCAGUGUCAAAACUUGCAGUUAAUGCUUAUACAAGGUUUUUGGCCAGGAAGUUUUCUGAAAGGCCAGAGGGUGAAAAGAUUUACGUCAACUGUUAUUGCCCUGGUUGGGUGAAAACUGCUCUAACAGGAUAUGCAGGAAGUGUUUCAGUUGAGCAAGGAGCUGAUACUGCAGUUUGGAUUGCUCUUUUUCCUGAUCAAGCAAUUACUGGGAAAUUCUUUGCUGAAAGAAGGGAGAUUAACUUUUAA
Molecule: messenger RNA, 951 nt
Organism: Sphenostylis stenocarpa
Lineage: Eukaryota; Viridiplantae; Streptophyta; Magnoliopsida; Fabales; Fabaceae
Source: the annotation of a GenBank genome assembly